Molecule: messenger RNA, 1776 nt
Organism: Dioszegia hungarica
Lineage: Eukaryota; Fungi; Basidiomycota; Tremellomycetes; Tremellales; Bulleribasidiaceae
Exons: 4
Coding region: 1-1776 (591 amino acids)
Source: RefSeq, a predicted model, not a curated record
AUGGUUUCUACAGCAUCAACUCCCCAGAUCCCCUCCAUCCCCGCCAUCAACCUCCUAUCUCUGCCUCCGGAGUUCCUCACCUCCGUCGCACUCCAGCUGGACGGAAAGUCAGCGGUCGCGCUUUCUACCACAUCCCACCUCUCCCUGUCACCUCAUUAUGGCAAGCGGGUGCAUAUCACGCCACUUUUUUCCGGUUAUCCGGCGUACCAACAAUGGGCGGCGGAUGAGGCGACGGAAACGGAGGAGACUCAGGAGAGGCAGAACGCCGCAAUGCUGCGGCGGAUUACGAGACUGAGGGCGCUUCUGGCGGACGGGCGAAUGGGGCUCGUGAAAGACCUGUCGGUCGUGGUCGAUGACGGAUCGAUCGCGGAGGUGUUCAGCCUACUCUGCGACAUAUCCCCCACCCUCAGAAAGCUCUGUAUCAGCCCGGUCUUCGAUCACAUGCGGGAUUCGGAGCGGUCCGCCUCGCACGAGGACCUCUUCAACGUCAACGGCUUCAUCCGCUCGGAUAUGGUCUUCGCGUCGCUGACCCACCUUCGUAUCACCCGCGGAGUGGUUCAUCGAGCCACUGCGCUUUCAUCACUCGUCGCGGCAGCUCCCGGCCUCAUCCAUCUCGAUGCGGCAUUCGAGUGUGAGGUCGACGCUGCAACUCGGGAGGAACUCCUCGCACCAGGCUAUGUAGCGCCCACUACUGCAACAGCUCUGCGGAAGCUCAAGCUACGCUUCGUCGGCCUCAGUCGCGGCGAAAUCCCCUCCACCUUUCAGCACCCAGGCAUCUCGCUCAUGGCGAGGAGUCCGCUACUGCGGCAAGUCUCUCUCUCUUCAGACGACAGAGAGCAGCCUGCCCCACUUCAGUCCGCGAUGGCGUUGAAGGACAAAGCUCACCUGAUGGACGUCGACUGGUCGAACACUUUGGCUGACUUCCUCGCUGUCUCGCGGCAAGUCGACUUGGAGCUUCCCUCCCUCCGGAGACUUAUCGUGAAGGGGGAGCAGUACAUGUCCGAUCCACAUCUUGAGAUGCAUGAAUACUGCCUACCCAAUUUACCCGGGCUCGAGACACUUUAUAUGCUGUACGACACCGAUGUGGCGGUCGACAGGAUUGAGGACACAGCUUUCCCGGAUCCUUCUCCCCUGUCUGGCAUAGUGCCAAAAUUUGCCACAAAUCUUCGCAACGCCCCUUCCCUACGGUACAUAAACAUCCUCUACUCCGACACCAUUCCGAACGGCUCAUGCAUCUUUACGCAUCUCGAUCGAUUCUCGUCUUUGCCCAAGCCAACGGGUCUGAUACGUUCAUUCUCUCACAACGGCGCGGAACUCCUCCACGCACGGCUCUACACGCACUAUAUCGUGAAGUCGGACACCUCCCAAUCUCUCUGCUCGCAUCUACGGGCGCCGUCGCGUCAUUCGGACUACCGUCACGUUCGUUAUACCGCGGCGGACGGGAGGGACCGAGUCAAGUAUUUCGAGUGGUUCCCUCAGCCCGCGUGGCUCAAUUUCACCCACUAUGAAGGGUAUGCAGUGCCCCUCGAGGUCAUCAAGAGGAUGAAAGAGACGGAAAUGUGGGAGGCGGAGAUGAGGGAGGCGCAGAUGAGUGAGGCGGAGAUGAGUGAGGCGGAGACAAGUCAGACGGAGGGAGCUCGCAACAGAGCAUGGGAGGGGCGGCAGAUCGAAGUCGGGGUUAAGGCGUGGAAGCAUCUAACAAAUUGGGUCAAAUGGAAGGCAUGGACGGAGGCGGGGAGGACAAACACGGUGAAGAUCGAGUUGCCGGGAUAUUAA